UUACUGAAGAAGGACAGAGAUCCCAAACCCAUCACUCUCAGCACAAAGAUUUUUUCCCGAAUGAUUCAAGUCGUUCCCUAACGUUAGUGAAAUCACUCAUUCGCUCCAUUUGCACCCAGAGAGCCGGUGUAGCCCGCUAGCUAUAGCUUUAGAGCUGUGGAGCUUUAGAGCUUUUAGCUAUAGGCUACCUGCUGCCGCUUUGUGUUUGUUGCUCGCAGUCCCAUCUCAAACAAAUCUCUGAUGUUGUAGAGCGAGACGCAAGCUCUCCUGAAACCCUGGGGUUGUUGGUGUGGCCGAAUUUUCCCUGGAUUUGAUUGGUAAAUUCAGAAGACUGAAGCCCAGGCUCACAGUCUACCUUUCACGGAGGCCCAGCCGUGAGAGGACAGAGGAAGGCACGUGGCGAAUCAUGACCGCCGACAAAGAAAAGGACAAGGAGCGGGAGCGCGAUCGAGAGCGCGACCGGAGGGAGAAGGCGAGCGAAAGCUCGAGGCCACGCCGCAGCUGCACGCUGGAGGGUGGCGCCAAGAACUACGCCGAGAGCGAGCACAGCGAGGACGAGGAGAACGAGGCGGCCGGCGGCACCGCGGCUCCCGAGGAAGCCACGAAGAAAAGCAAGAAGAAGCUCCCGAAGAAGAAGUCGCGCUACGAGCGCACAGAGACCGGCGAGAUCACCUCGUUCGUCACGGAAGACGACGUCGUCUACAGGCCCGGUGAUUGUGUGUACAUAGAGAGCCGGCGGCCCAACACGCCCUACUUCAUCUGUAGCAUUCAGGACUUUAAGCUGAGUAAACGGGACCAUCUGUUAAUGAGCGUGAAAUGGUACUACCGCCAGUCCGAGGUACCCGACUCUGUCUACCAGCACCUAGUACAGGACCGCAACAAUGAGAACGACUCGGGUCGGGAACUGGUCAUCACUGACCCGGUGGUGAAAAGCAGAGAGCUCUUCAUCUCCGACUACGUGGACACGUACCACACGGCGGCCCUUAGGGGGAAAUGUAACAUCGCCCACUUUUCUGACAUUUUUGCUGCAAGGGAGUUCAAACCACGAAUCGACUCUUUCUUCUACAUUUUAGGAUAUAACCCAGAGACUAGGCGAUUAAACAGCACACAAGGGGAGAUUCGAGUAGGCCCCAGUCACCAGGCCAAGCUCCCAGAGCUGCAGCCUUUCCCCUCUCCCGGAGGCCAAGUGACUGAAAAUGAGGAGCUGGUCUGGAUGCCGGGGGUCAACGACUGUGACCUGCUCAUGUACCUGCGCGCAGCGAGGAGCAUGGCGGCAUUUGCAGGGAUGUGUGAUGGAGGCUCGACGGAGGACGGGUGCCUGGCUGCCUCACGCGAUGACACUACACUCAAUGCAUUAAACACUCUUCACGAGAGCAGCUACGAUGCCGGGAAAGCACUGCAGCGUCUGGUGAAGAAGCCUGUCCCGAAGCUGAUUGAGAAGUGCUGGUCCGAAGACGAAGUGAAACGGUUUAUAAAAGGACUGAGACAGUAUGGCAAAAACUUCUUCAGGAUUCGGAAAGAGCUGUUACCAAACAAGGAAACGGGAGAGUUGAUAACUUUUUACUAUUACUGGAAGAAAACCCCCGAGGCUGCUAGCUCCCGAGCCCACCGCAGACACCGAAGGCAGCCUGUCUUCCGUCGGAUCAAGACCCGCACAGCGACCACGCCUGUCAACACUCCCUCCCGACCGCCUUCCAGCGAGUUCUUGGACCUGAGCUCAGCCAGUGAAGAUGACUUUGACAGCGAAGACAGUGAACAGGAACUGAAAGGCUACGCCUGUCGCCACUGUUUCACAACCACCUCCAAGGACUGGCACCACGGGGGCCGUGAGAAUAUCCUGCUGUGCACCGACUGCCGCAUUCAUUUCAAGAAGUACGGUGAGCUGCCCCCAAUCGAGAAGCCUGUGGACCCGCCACCGUUUAUGUUCAAACCCGUCAAAGAGGAAGAGGAUGGGCUCGGCGGGAAGCAUAGCAUGAGGACUCGACGGAACCGUGGGCCGAUGUCGACGCUACGAAGUGGCCGAAAGAAGCAGACAGCCAGCCCUGAUGGCAGAGCCUCACCAAACAAUGAGGACCUACGCUCAAGUGGCCGUACGUCACCCAGCGCAGCCAGCACGUCCAGUACUGACAGCAAGAUGGACUCUGUGAAAAAACCCAGCAAGAAGAUAAAGGAGGAGGCACCAUCGCCUUUGAAGAGUGCUAAACGCCAGAGAGAAAAGGGAUCCUCAGACACAGAGGAGCCUGAGAGGACCAGUGCUAAGAAGUCAAAAACUCAGGAGUUGAAUCGACCUGACUCACCCUCGGAAUGUGAAGGAGAGGGCGAGGUAGAAAGUUCAGAUGGCCGCAGUGUAAACGACGAUGGCAGCGAUCCUAAGGACAUUGACCAGGACAACCGUAGCUCGUCUCCCAGCAUUCCAAGCCCGCGUGACAACGAGAGUGACUCUGAUUCUUCAGCGCAACAGCAGGUCCUCCAGGGCCAGCAUCCUCCUGUAAUACAAUGUCAGGCGGGCACUUUGCCCCCUGCAGCGCCUUCCUCCACUGCCACAGCACCUCCACCCCCAACAUCAAGUGCAGCGCCACUUCCUUCACCGUCCGUGCCCACCCCUCCCAUUCCUCCACAGCAGAUUGCUUCAGCAGGCCCACUUUCUCACAUUCAGUCUGGAGCUGCACUUCAUCCUCCAAGGUUGCCUUCUCCUCAUUCGCCCUUACAGGCCAUCCCUCAACCUCCUGUGCCCUCCCAGAGUGGCCCACAAGCUCUACAGCCUCAGCUGCAUGGCCCCAUGCCUCCAAUGGGUCAUCCUCUUCAGGCAGGGCCACACAUGCCUCAUCCUCAUGCUUCCUUACCUCCACAGAAUUUUCCUCUCGCACAGUCUCAGGUCCCCCCUUCCCCCCUGUCAGCUCAAGCACAGGCCGCCUCACUAUCCCAGCAACAGCAGCAGCAGCCACCACCUCACACUCCUCCAUCGCAGUCUUCAUCUUCCCAAAGUGGCACUCAGCCUCCACGAGAGCAGCCCUUGCCUCCCGCACCCAUGUCCAUGCCUCAUAUAAAGCCUCCGCCCACUACGCCCAUCCCCCAAAUGCAAAACCCUCAGACACACAAACAUCCGCCACACUUGUCUGCCCCACAGUUCCCCCAGAAGCCACCCAACCUUCCGCCUCUCCCUGCCCUGAAGCCCCUAAGUUCUCUUUCUACGCACCACCCGCCGUCUGCUCACCCGCCUCCAUUACAACCCAUGCCUCAGCCUCCGGCCGCUCAGCCUCCGGUGCUCACACAGUCUCAGAACCAUGUGCCUCCUCCAGCUCCACCACUUCCCUCACCCUCCACCACUUCCUCACAACACUCUGCAUCUUCGCAGCCACCUUUCCCUCCUCAUCCCUUCAUUCCAGGAGCCUCACCUUCUCUUCCACCCUCCUCUGUUCCUUCUUCUGUGGCAGGACCCCUGGCUGCACUGCAGCAGCCCCCCUCAUCCAUCUCCAUGCCCCUACCCGCUUCCAUCAGUGCGCCCUGCACAGUUCCCGCCACCCUGCCUACUGUGCAGAUUAAAGAGGAACCUUUGGACGAGGCAGAGGAACCCGAGAGCCCGCCACCUCCACAGAGGAGUCCUUCUCCAGAGCCCACCGUCGUCAAUACACCCAGUCAUGCCAGCCAGUCUGCACGGUUUUAUAAGUACCUCGACCGAGGCUACAACACGUGUGCAAGAACUGAUUUCUACUUUACUCCACUGCCAUCGUCCAAGCUGGCGAAGAAACGUGAGGAAGCACUGGAGAAAGCGAAGAGGGAAGCAGAGCAAAGAGCACGAGAGGAGAAAGAGAAAGAGCGGGAAAGGGAAAAAGAGAGGGAAAGAGAACGAGAACGAGAGAAAGAGGCAGAACGAGCUGCGAAGGCAUCCAGUUCUCACGAAGGCAGACUAGAGCCUCCAAUGGCUGGGCCAGCUCACAUGCGACCACCCUUCGAUGCCACUCCAGCUACUAUUGCUACUGUGCCACCCUAUAUCGGCCCUGACACGCCAGCCCUGCGCACACUAAGCGAGUACGCUCGACCCCAUGUCAUGUCACCCACUAACCGCAACCAUCCAUUCUUUAUGCCGCUAAACCCAGCCGAGCCUUUGCUGGCAUACCACAUGCCGGGACUGUACAAUGCCGACCCUGCGAUGCGUGAGCGGGAGCUGAGAGAACGCGAAAUCCGUGAGCGUGAGAUUCGUGAAAGGGAACUAAGGAUGAAGCCAGGUUUUGAGGUCAAACCGGCAGACCUUGACAACCUGCACCCCUCAGCCAACCCUAUGGAGCACUUUGCCCGUCAUGGCCCCAUUGGAUUACCCCACAUGGCAGGCCACCCGUUCGCCUCUUUUCACCCAGGACUCAAUCCUCUGGAGCGUGAGCGCUUGGCCCUGGCCAAUCCUCAACUGCGGCCCGAGAUGUCCUACCCAGAGCGUCUGGCUGCCGAACGCCUGCAUGCUGAGAGGAUAGCCAACGAUCCAAUCGCUCGCCUGCAAAUGUUCAACGUGACGCCACACCAUCACCAGCACUCGCACAUCCACUCUCACCUCCACCUGCACCAGCAGGACCCAUUGCACCAAGGUGGUGGUGAAUGUCUUGUGUGUCCGCCAGGCUCCGGAGCCCAUCCCCUUGUAGAUCCCCUGGCCGCUGGACCCCACCUGACCCGCUUCCCGUACCCGCCUGGAGCCAUCCCAAACCCGCUGCUUGGCCAGCCACCACACGAGCACGAGAUGCUGCGGCACCCUGUAUUCGGUACUUCAUACCCUAGAGAUUUGCCUCCACCUAUGUCAGCAGCUCACCAGCUACAGGCUAUGCACGCUCAGUCUGCAGAGCUGCAAAGACUGGCAAUGGAGCAGCAGUGGCUUCAUGGGCACCACCACAUGCAUGGAGGCCCUCUGCCUGGGCAGGAGGACUACUACAGCCGGUUAAAGAAGGAGAGCGAUAAGCAGCUGUGACCAUUUAGAGGGAUGUGACAUCACAGAGGUCAGCAGGACACAGGAGGUCGCACCAGAACAGUCAGAUAGGAAUUUGCGGGCCCUUGGGACAUUAAAAAAAAGAAAAAGUGACAAGGAUAACCUGAAAACAUUUUUUUGUUUUGUUGUCAGUUUUCUUUAUGGACAUUUUUUUUUAAAGACUUUUUUUUUUUGGUAUAUAGCGUUCAAGUAGUGACAACGUCCUCAAGACUGAUUGUGACUUUCCUGCAUGAACAUCCUCUGCGAAGCUUCCCUGACAUUUUUGUAGGUGCUAGAAUACCAGACACUUUGUCACUGUGCUUAUUCCAAAAAAAAAAAAAUUACAAAAAAAAGGAGAAGUCAGGCCAUUAUAUCUAAAAGUGCUAUCUUAAAUUCAAUGUUUAUUUUAAUACAUUGUAGGAGGUUUUUAAUUUUAAGAAAAGCUGCAACAUGGCAUUUUUUGAGUCUGUAAAUAGUAUAUAUAAAUAUAUAUACAUAUGAUUAUUAUAAUUAUUAUUAUUAUUAUUAUUAUUAGGUGUGGAUUAUGACUGAUUUUCUUAGACCUCCAGUAUAAUAGUUCUGAAGCAUCAUCCCUUGUUUCAGAGGGGAAUGAGAUGGCAUUAUUUGAGUAGGUAGCCAUGUCACAUGGUUGCGGUCCAUAAAACAGGGUCGCAGAGAAACGGCGGUACCAGAUUUUUAUCCACACACACCCGGAAUAAAGGCUCAAGUUGAGCUGCUUUUCAUCCUAUAGACUGUCAGCCACAGAUACACAUUCAAACCCAUCUAUGACGUUAUUACCAUCUUCAUUUUCUCCAAGUGUGAUGGCUCCGAGGCUGUGCACGAUGGAUUACAAAAAAUUGCACUGAAGAACGUCACAAAAUUAAAUGUUCAAUUCUGAUUGGUUUUAAAUGAACGAGUGCAUUUUAAAAAAUUGUUAGUAUUCUGCACCAAAGUAACGAAAUUGUUUUUAUAAAGCUAAAUUUUUAUGCAACAUUCUAAACGUACUUCUUGAUUCAAAGAUCCAGUAUGACGUAAAUAUUUUUCUUGGAUGCUUUUAGUGAUUUUAAACCAGUUGUUCAGUGCUUAUAGCAGUGCAGCCCCCCACCUCCUCUACUCAAGUGACUUCUGCCUCCAGGUGUGAGGCUCCUCACUCAGUCAAACCUCACUGUGAUACUCGAAAGACAUGGUUCUCCAUAUAAGAUGGAUUCAAGAGCUUUGAACAAGAAUAUGCGUAUUUUGUGUGUGCAUGUUUGUAGUAGUGGAGAAGAACAUGUUACCACUGCAGCUUCUCUCUGCAUUCCUGACACUGCACUUCGUAUGAGCUGUGAUGGCCAUCAUCCACUGUUACAUGCAGUAUUUCACUCUUUUCAUGUCUCACACAAUCAUGUUCAUUUUACAUUCAUUUAUGCUCUUAAUGCCAGAAGGUAUUUUUUUUUUAUUUUAGAAUUGGAAAAAUACUUGAUAAUCAGUGCUGUAGAAGAUAUCAGCCUGGGGUUAUUUUAUCGGUUAAGAGCUGGGGGAAAAAACAUCCAAAGCUUGCACAGAAUCUUGUUUGUGUCAGCCGAAGCCCAAACCCCAUCAUCAAGCAUUUUCUUUUUUCUUUUUUUCUGUCAUCUACCUGUCUCUGUCUCUUCGAUGUAUACAACAUUCUCAUUUUGUUUUCAGCAUUUCCUCUCUUUUUUGUCCAAUUUUCUGUGUCUUAAAACCUUCGAUGUUGAGUGUUGUCAAUGGUUGAGCUUCUUGUUUCAAAGCGGCAAUAGCAGAAUGUAAAUUCUGAGUGCUAAGAUUUAUAUAUACUGGUAUCUUGAAGCUUAUUGUAUAUAUUAGUAGUCGCCAUGGGAUGACACAAUGUAAACAAAAGUAGAAAUAAUUAAAAACAAAAAUUGUGAGUCCUGUGUUCUGCCCAUUUGAGUAUUUUGUAAUUUUUUUGAAAAUUUUGUGAAAUUAAAAUAAAACUAAGUUACACCACAUGGA
Molecule: messenger RNA, 6922 nt
Organism: Clarias gariepinus (North African catfish)
Lineage: Eukaryota; Metazoa; Chordata; Actinopteri; Siluriformes; Clariidae
Gene: rerea
Product: arginine-glutamic acid dipeptide (RE) repeats a
Exons: 22
Coding region: 407-4951 (1514 amino acids)
Biological process (GO): regulation of DNA-templated transcription
Cellular component (GO): nucleus
Molecular function (GO): sequence-specific DNA binding; transcription corepressor activity; chromatin binding
Source: RefSeq, a predicted model, not a curated record